AUUUAAAUACCCAAACCCCCGAUCCUGGAAGCCCUCAAACUGGCGAUAGCGAAAUGAGGAAGUGGGCGCUCCCUUCUGCUCUCCUGCUCCUGAUUCUGCUCUCAACUCUCCCCGAUCAAGGUCGGAAGAUACGAGCGAACGCAGAGGAGAGCGACGGAGAUGAGGUCGUGGAUCCUCCGAAGGUCGAGGAGAAGAUCGGGGGUGUCAACCAUGGACUGUCCACCGAUUCUGAUGUCGUCAAGAGAGAGUCGGAGUCGAUCUCUAGGAAGUCCCUCCGUAGUAACGCGGAGAAGUUUGAAUUCCAGGCUGAGGUUUCUAGACUGAUGGAUAUAAUUAUCAACUCUCUCUACAGCAACAAAGAUAUUUUCCUGAGAGAGCUUAUCUCUAAUGCCUCAGAUGCAUUGGACAAGAUCAGGUUCCUUUCUCUCACUGAUAAGGAAGUCUUAGGAGAAGGCGAUAACACAAAGCUUGAGAUCAUGAUUAAGCUAGACAAGGAAAACAAGGUCCUUACUAUUCGGGAUCGGGGUAUUGGGAUGACAAAGGAGGAUUUGAUCAAGAAUUUAGGAACCAUUGCAAAGUCGGGAACUUCAGCUUUUGUGGAGAAAAUGCAGACAGGAGGUGAUCUUAAUCUCAUUGGGCAGUUUGGUGUUGGGUUCUACUCAGUCUAUCUAGUUGCGGACUAUGUUGAAGUCAUAAGCAAACACAAUGAUGACAAACAAUAUGUUUGGGAAUCUAAGGCGGAUGGGGCCUUUGCAAUUUCUGAGGAUACAUGGAAUGAACCUUUAGGCCGUGGAACAGAGAUCCGUCUCCAUCUUCGAGAUGAAGCCAAAGAGUAUCUGGAUGAAUUCAAGUUGAAGGACUUGGUGAAGAAAUAUUCUGAAUUUAUUAACUUCCCCAUAUCUCUUUGGGCUAGCAAAGAGGUAGAUGUUGAAGUUCCAGCUGAUGAAGAUGACUCCAGUGACGAAGAGGAAAAAUCUGAAUCUCCCACAUCAGAAGAGGAAGAGUCGGAAGAGUCAGAAGAAGAAGAUGGUGAGAAAAAGCCCAAAACAAAGACAGUGAAAGAAACAACCUACGAGUGGGAAGUAUUGAACGAUGUUAAAGCUAUAUGGCUUCGCAGUCCUAAGGAGGUUACUGAGGAAGAAUACAACAAAUUCUAUCACUCCAUUGCUAAGGAUUUUAGUGAUGAGAAGCCCUUAGCUUGGAGCCACUUCAGUGCUGAAGGUGAUGUGGAGUUCAAGGCAGUGCUUUUUGUGCCACCAAAGGCUCCUCAUGAUUUAUAUGAGAGUUACUACAACUCCAACAAAUCUAACUUGAAGUUGUAUGUCAGACGAGUCUUCAUCUCUGAGGAAUUUGAUGAACUUCUUCCCAAGUAUCUGAGCUUUUUGAUGGGUCUUGUUGACUCCGACACAUUGCCUCUUAAUGUAUCACGAGAAAUGCUUCAGCAGCACAGCAGUCUUAAGACUAUCAAGAAAAAGCUAAUCCGCAAGGCUCUAGACAUGAUACGGAAAAUUGCUGAUGAGGAUCCUGAUGAAUCUAGCGACAAAGAUAAGACAGAUGCAGCAAGUGAGAAUGAUGAGAAGAAAGGGUCAUAUGCCAAGUUUUGGAAUGAAUUUGGGAAAUCCAUCAAGCUUGGAAUAAUUGAGGAUGCCCAAAAUAGAAAUCGUCUAGCGAAGCUUCUCAGAUUUGAAAGCACCAAAUCUGAAGGCAAACUUACCUCACUCGACCAGUACAUCUCGAGAAUGAAGUCUGGGCAAAAAGAUAUUUUCUACAUAACAGGAAGUAGCAAAGAGCAAUUGGAGAAGUCGCCAUUCCUAGAGAAGCUUAAAAAGAAGAACUUUGAGGUUAUUUACUUUACGGAUCCAGUUGAUGAAUACUUGAUGCAAUACCUCAUGGACUAUGAAGACAAAAAAUUCCAAAAUGUAUCAAAGGAAGGUCUCAACCUUGGUAAAGAUUCGAAGAUCAAAGACCUUAAAGAGACAUUCAAGGAGUUAACCAAAUGGUGGAAAGAUGCCCUCUCAACCGAAAAUGUUGAUUCUGUAAAGAUAAGCAAUCGUUUGGAUGAUACUCCUUGUGUUGUUGUCACUUCAAAAUAUGGAUGGAGUGCCAACAUGGAAAAGAUAAUGCAGUCUCAGACUCUUUCUGAUGCUAACAAGCAGGCUUACAUGCGAGGCAAGAGAGUUCUGGAGAUAAAUCCUCGACAUCCCAUUAUCAAAGAACUCCGUGAGAGAGUUGCAACAAAUCCCGAGGAUGAAAGUGUAAAGCAGACAGCUCGACUAGUCUACCAAACUGCUCUCAUGGAGAGCGGUUUUAUGCUCAGUGAUCCCAAAGAUUUUGCUACAAGUAUUUAUUCUUCGGUAAAGGCGAGCCUAAAUAUUAGUCCCGGUGCCUCAGUUGAAGAGGAAGAUGAUACAGAGGAAACUGAGGUUGAGGAAAAGGGAUCAACUUCUACCAAGGAUUCUGAUACCGAUACCAUUAAAGAAGAAACAGAGGAGGAUUCUUCAUUCAAGGAUGAGUUGUAGUUUGUUAUUAGAGUGAGAUCCUUUUUUCUAGAAGAUUUUGGUAACACUUCUACGAGUUGGAAACUGAACAGAACUGGUGUCAUUUGGUCAGUGUUGUAUUGUAAUGAUGAAUGCUUCAGAUUAAUGCUUUGUAGUUAAACUGAACUAUUAUGGGCGCGGGCGUGAUGAAAUCGCCUUUAAAUAGUUUUAACUAUCAAGCGGUGUUCGCUGGGUUCUUUACUUUGUCGCGGGUAAAUAAUGAAAUCGUCUUCAAAUC
Molecule: messenger RNA, 2775 nt
Organism: Asparagus officinalis (garden asparagus)
Lineage: Eukaryota; Viridiplantae; Streptophyta; Magnoliopsida; Asparagales; Asparagaceae
Product: endoplasmin homolog
Exons: 15
Coding region: 54-2519 (821 amino acids)
Biological process (GO): protein folding
Molecular function (GO): ATP hydrolysis activity; ATP-dependent protein folding chaperone; ATP binding
Source: RefSeq, a predicted model, not a curated record